GAAUUGCGUUUAUUGUGCUCCUUAAACUGAUGCAUCUCAUUGUGAAAUUUAAAAAUGGAAUUCCUUAUGCCUAGAUACAUAUGAGCAUGCGUCAAUUUUCAUUUUUGAACUGUGUUCCUCACACUUUUGCUUCAUAAUUCACAUAACUGGGGCUACUGAGUAUUGACAUGUUCAUCAUUCUAAAAAAAUAUUGGACUUGCCGCCUCAAAGAGCCAAAAUCUGCUGGUAAAUAAUUUGCUAUAUAUCUAAUUUCAUGAUAAAUGUGGGUACAUUAUUAUUUUGUUUCUGCAAGUUGAAAGGGGGAUUAAAAAAUUAAAGAAGAAUAAUGAAUCUACAUUCAAUGCCCUCGAUCAAUUGGCUGGUGGCUUUGUGGACCAAGUACUUGGUCCUUUGUUUAUGACUAUUCCAUGAUACUGCAGCUUUUCUCGUCCUAUGGUUCUUGAUCUACUCUUUAUCAAAUGCAGGACAGAGAAAGAAAUGAAUCGUCGCAAGGACAUGGUUGCAAAUUUAAGAUCAAAAGUAAACCAGAUGGCUUCCACAUUGAACAUGUCAAACUUUGCGAAUAGGGACAGCUUACUGGGGCCAGAAAUCAAGCCUGCUGAUGCCAUGAAUAGAACAAAUGGCCUUGACAACCAGGGCAUUGUUGGUCUUCAAAGACAAAUCAUAAAAGAGCAAGAUGAGGGCCUUGAGAAAUUGGAGGAGACAGUUAUGAGCACCAAACAUAUUGCAUUGGCAGUCAAUGAGGAGCUUGAUCUGCAUACUAAACUGAUUAAUAAUCUGGACCAACAUGUUGAUGUUACAGACUCCAGAUUGCAGGUGACACUUCUUUCCAAUAACAUCUACCAUAUUAUUAUAAAGAUGUUUGUGAAAAAAAAACUACUGUGCACAUCAUUUACUAUAGAUUUGCAGGCAUCUUUAUGCGUAUCCUUUUAUUUUUGUGGCUG
Messenger RNA from Olea europaea var. sylvestris, 944 nucleotides. RefSeq names its product syntaxin-51-like. The record is from RefSeq and is a predicted model, not a curated record. Gene Ontology annotation, molecular function: SNAP receptor activity; SNARE binding. The annotation marks the transcript as partial. Gene Ontology annotation, biological process: vesicle fusion; intracellular protein transport. Gene Ontology annotation, cellular component: endomembrane system; SNARE complex. Lineage: Eukaryota; Viridiplantae; Streptophyta; Magnoliopsida; Lamiales; Oleaceae. The transcript is spliced from 3 exons.